AUGCGAGUAUCGAUCAUACGUUCGGUCAAUGAAUGGACGCCUACUUCCAAAUUGUUAAUUGUAGUUGCUGUUCUGAUAUGUGCUCUCUGGCUUCAGAGAUCCAGCAAAUUCACAAGAAAAUCUAAAUGGACGGAUCAAAUUUUUUGA
Messenger RNA from Caenorhabditis elegans, 147 nucleotides. RefSeq lists its product as uncharacterized. The coding region runs from base 1 to 147 and encodes 48 amino acids. The record is from RefSeq and is marked reviewed. Lineage: Eukaryota; Metazoa; Nematoda; Chromadorea; Rhabditida; Rhabditidae. The transcript has a single exon.